UUUACGCCCGACGCGAAGGUGACCGGCCCGAGGAGAGGAAGCGUCUCUGCCGCCGCCAUGUUGUCCGUGGCCGCCCGCUCCGGCCCCUUCGCCCCUGCCCUGUCGGCUGUGGCGCACGCCGUGCCGGGCCCGCUGAAGCCGCUGGCGCUGGGCCUGCCCCUGGCGGCCGCCAAGCUGCCGGCGCUGGAUCCGAAGCGGCCCCUGCUAUGCCGGGAGUCGCUGAGCGGGCAGGCCGCCCGCGGGGGGCUCGUCGCCUCGGCCAGCCUCAACGCUCCUGCUACUGUUCGUUACAUGCACAAUGAUGUCACGGUGCCCGACUUCUCUGAUUACCGACGCCCUGAGGUAAUUGACAGCACAAAAUCGUCUCAAGACAGCAGUGAAGCCAGGAAAGUGUUCUCCUAUUUUCUCACAGCAUCAACCUGCGUGGCCUCUGCCUAUGUUGCUAAGAAUGUUGUCACGCAGUUUGUCUCCAGCAUGAGUGCUUCUGCCGAUGUGCUAGCCAUGUCGAAGAUCGAGAUCAAGCUGUCCGAUAUCCCGGAAGGCAAGAAUAUGGCUUUCAAAUGGCGUGGGAAGCCCCUGUUUGUGCGUCACAGAACCCAAAAAGAGAUAGAUCAAGAAGCCCAAGUCCCUUUGACUGAAUUAAGAGACCCACAGCAUGAUUUAGACAGGGUAAAGAAACCUGAGUGGGUUAUCCUGAUAGGUGUCUGCACCCAUCUCGGUUGCGUACCCAUUGCAAACGCUGGAGAUUUUGGUGGUUAUUACUGCCCUUGCCAUGGGUCACAUUAUGAUGCAUCUGGUAGGAUCCGAAGAGGCCCAGCUCCACUAAACCUUGAGGUCCCCGACUAUGAAUUUACUUCUGAGGACUUAGUUAUUGUGGGUUGAAUUGAUGGUUACCAGGCUCCUUCUCUCGUGUAUUUAUGCCAGCGGCUGACGUAAUGUAAGAACCAGCUGAAUUGUAAGGUAUUGCAAACUGUCCAAACUCGCUGUUCAAUGAUUUGAGCAUUUGGUCCGUUUCAAUAAAGGAUUAAACCGA
Eublepharis macularius is the source of this 1033-nucleotide messenger RNA. Its product is annotated as cytochrome b-c1 complex subunit Rieske, mitochondrial. Lineage: Eukaryota; Metazoa; Chordata; Lepidosauria; Squamata; Eublepharidae. Gene Ontology annotation, biological process: mitochondrial electron transport, ubiquinol to cytochrome c. Gene Ontology annotation, cellular component: membrane. Gene Ontology annotation, molecular function: 2 iron, 2 sulfur cluster binding; quinol-cytochrome-c reductase activity. The record is from RefSeq and is a predicted model, not a curated record.